UAGGGGAGGGGGUCAGACGAGCACAGUUGCUUUGCCUGAAUCGGUGAAUACGAUCUGCCAGGGCGGGCAAUCCCGUUGUGAUCUCUGUCAAGCUGUGUGUUGUAGCGUAUCUUGCAAACAUUUGUCUCUUCUGGACUCCAACGGAUUUCUAACGAGGGAUGUCAAAGCGAGUACGAAGCAGAGAGGUCUGCGCUGAUUGCAGUGCUCCGGAGCCACGCUGGGCCUCUGUUAACAGAGGUGUGUUGAUCUGCGAUGAGUGCUGCAGCAUCCAUCGAGGUCUGGGGCGACACAGCUCUCAAGUCCGACAUCUGACUCAUUCUCCAUGGCCAGCCUCCCAGUCACAGAUGGUGCAGACGCUGUAUGGCAAUGGAGCUAAUUCCAUAUGGGAGCACAGCCUUCUGGACCCUUCUUCUUCAGUGAGUGGGAAACGCAAAGCCAACCCCCAGGACAGAGUUCAUCCCAACAAGACCGAGUUCAUCAAAGCCAAAUAUCAGAUGUUGGUGUACGUCCAUCGGAUGCCUUGCCGGGAGGAUGACAGUGUUACCGCAAAAGACCUCAGCAAGCAACUCCACUCCAGUGUUCGGACUGGAAACCUGGAGACCUGCCUCAGACUCUUGUCUUUGGGAGCACAGGCCAACUUCUUCCAUCCAGAGAAAGGAAACACUCCACUACACAUAGCAGCAAAGGCCGGACAAAUGUUACAAGCAGAGCUGUUGGCAGUUUAUGGAGCUGAUCCCGGGGCUCUGGACUCCAGUGGAAAGACCCCUAUCGACUAUGCAAGACAAGCUGGGCAUCAGGAUCUGGCAGAGAGGCUAGUGGAGAUACAGUAUGAGCUGACGGACCGCUUAACAUUUUACCUUUGUGGAAGACGACCAGACCACAGAAACGGACAACACUUCAUCAUUCCACAGAUGGCCGACAGAAAUGACAGCCUGGAUUUGUCCGAGUUCGCAAAAGCCGCAAAGAAGAAGCUCCAGUCGCUAAGUAACCAUCAGUUUGAAGAACUUGCCAUGGAUGUUUACGAUGAAGUUGACAGACGAGAAACAGAUGCAGUGUGGUUGGCCACUCAGAACCACAGCACUCUUGUAACAGACACCACAAUCGUGCCUUUUCUGCCGGUCAAUCCAGAGUACUCGUCUACCAGAAACCAGGGUCGUCAAAAAUUGGCACGGUUUAGUGCUCAUGAGUUUGCCACCCUGGUUAUUGACAUUCUAACUGAUGCUAAACGACGGCAGUGGGGGAAUUCCUGCGACAGUCCCAAAGAGAGCGUGGAGCUGAUCCUUCAGGGAAUCAACAGCCGCCAUAACAGUGACAGCCAGGACAACGACCAGCCCGACUACGACAGCGUGGCAUCGGAUGAAGACCCGGUGCAAGAGGCCACCUGUGGGGACAGCUGCAAUGAUGGAAGGACCAAGAGCUCCGAGUCAUCUGACCUCUCUGAUGGACCAAUCACAGUGCAGGAAUUCAUGGAGGUGAAGAGUGCCCUCACUGCAUCAGAAGCCAAAAUACAACAGCUUCUUAAAGUCAACUGUCACCUCAGUGAUGAGCUGCGUAGCAUGCAUGGCAAGCUGAACUCCCUGCAGACCGAAAACACAACGCUGCGAUGGCAACCCCCCAGCGGACAACAACCCCUCCAGGGGCCCUUUGGUCGACACCCGCCCCGCGGAGGCCGCGCCAUGUCCAUGUACGAGACGGGCUCUUCCCCGAGGCAGUACCCCCACCGAGUCGAAGCGGCUCGGCACGACGACGGAGUCGUUUUACAACCCUUCCCAACCAAUAUUGGGAGGGGCCCUUUGGGAACGGCUGCCUCCUCCCUCCCUACCUUCCCCUCGUCCCUGUCCUGGUCGAGGGAUGAGCGAUCUCGAAGGGGCUGCAGUCUGGAAGGACAGAGUAUGAUGCUGGAGAGUGAUUACGACACGACGCCAAACCACUCUGAACUGGAGGAAACUGGCAGCCCUCUUCCAGCCUCUGAAGCGAUGGAGCCGAGGGAGGGGGGUGAGGAAGACGCCACCCUGCCAUGUACAGAGGACGUCAUCUGUAAGACGGAGCAGAUCACUAAGAACAUACAGGAGCUUCUGAGAGCCGCCCAGGAGACCAACCAUGAAAGCUUCCUGCCUUGUUCAGAAAAGAUCUGCAUGGCCGUGACAGAGAUGGCUGCCCUGUUCCCCAAGAGGCCGUCCUCGGACACGGUGCGAGUGUCUCUGAGUCUGCUCACCUCGAGCGCCAACCGGCUCCACGGAGAGUGCCAGAAGGCCGCCGAGCACAACCCCUGCGUGUCGGACAUCCAGCUGGUCACUCAGCUGGUCAUCCAGUGCGCCUAUGACAUUGCCAAAGCUGCCAAGCAACUUGUCACUGUGACUACCAAAGAAAACAACAACUGAGUAAAACAUAGACAAUCCUGAUGCACCCAAACUAGUUUAUCAAUUUAAUCAGUGUUUUUUUUUUUUUUUCCCCAUAUUAAUCAGUGUACGCAUUCAGAUACAUUCCUUAAACGGAUUAAUGAAAAGAUUUAUUCAUCUUUUUUUUUAAUCAUGAUAACCCAGACUAAACAAACCUCUUAAAGCUACAGGACAGAAUAUGUUUAUUCUGUUACUUACCUUACAAAGAAAUAACAGUUCACAAAUCCAGCACUAAUCCAAUGUAUGUGUAUAGAAAGAUUAGAACAGCAACAAAUGAGCCUUCUACAUUGUACUUCUCCACGUAGACGUCAUCAUUUGAGCUCCUUGAGGUUGGGUGUCUGGCAUGCCAGAGACACCCGGCAUCAAGGGUCAUAAUAGAUUAACCUUCAUCUACACCAGAGUCAUCUUCCUUUUAAAUGUAUUUAAGAUGCAACGACAGUAUUUCAAUCUUGCACCAUGGUUUACGCCACUUGCUUAGAGUUCGAAUGUUUGUUUUAGUGAGCAAACUGUGGUUUUAAAAGUCGCUUCAGUGCAUUGAGCGCCAGCAGUACCAAGAGUGUGCAAACCUUCAUUCCAUCCAGCAGGUGCUUUCACUGUUCCGUAAAGUAUCAGUAGUUAUAAUGUUACAGCCAUACUUCUGAUAGUGUGUGUGUGUGUGUGUGUGUGUGUGUGUGUGUGUGUGUGUGUGUGGGCGGGCGCAGUUGUCACAGAGAUGGCCUUGAUGGCCCGUGUGAAAUCAAUUUUGAUUAUGCAAAUAUAUAAGAUGUAUGUGUCCAUGUAAUUCUUUACCAAAAUAACCCAAAUGCUAUUCUAUUUAUAAACUGUAUGUCAUACCUCUAAGAAAAUAUCAAUGUUUAUUUUCAUAAGCCUUUGUUUAACAUGAUGCUCCUCACAGACUAACUUUUCUUCUGAGGUUUGGGACGUCUCAGCUGGCCGUAAGUUAUGGGCAACUUGUGAUCUCUGUGUAUUCGGUGUGGUGCUGUAACUCCGGCGUGUUAAGAUGCUACCUGUGGUCACAUACGUACAGCUGUGGUUUACAUUUGCCGGUUAAGUAAAUGUGCCCUCAAAGUACCUGUUAUACAACUUGGCUCGAAUGUGUCACCUGUUACUGUGAGUCGGAUGAGUUUCAACCAGGGGUGGAAAGAGAACCAGAAUACGCUGCAUGAGGGGAAGUUCAUUCUCUAAGUAAUUGCUCAAGUAUAAAUAAAUAAGCUUUCUCAGAAGGCUGUCUCACAGAAGAGUAUGAAAACGUGCUUAAAUCAGCUUCAGUACAGAUUAGUACGCCAUUUAUGUCUUCUGUACAUUUCAAGUCUAAAAGUGUUUUUCUUUUGGUUGUUUUUUUAAAACAACAAAACUUUACUCAAGGUCCACUUAUUGCUUGUUUAUGACCUUUAAGCUACAUUGCACAGUUUGCUUUUGUUGAUUGUUGUAUCUUUAUAUAAUCUUUAUUAUUUGUAUCUUGUGAUUAGUUACUUUAAUAUGACUUGUUUCCACUGAUGUACGUAAUGCAAACUAUGUAACCUUUCAAUGACUCGGUAAUGUCUUGCUUUAAAUGUUUCAAACGCGAUAUCAUGAUUUGGCCAUUAAUCACCAACAAUACUACAUAACAAUUCCUUUAAAAGGAAAGUUCAAUAAGAGAUUUUAAGAUGAUGGACCAUUAAGUGAUUGAACAGUUGUAUUCAGUUUCUUUCCACCUCUGGUUUCAACCCUGACAUGUCAUUCUCUGUAACUUAUAGCCUACCACUGCCUCUAUGGUUGAAAACAAUCCCUGCCUUAGGUUAAAUAAAGUAUAAUUCAUACCUCAACUAG
This is a messenger RNA of Anarrhichthys ocellatus (wolf-eel), 4208 nucleotides long. RefSeq names its product ARF GTPase-activating protein GIT2-like. Gene Ontology annotation, biological process: synaptic vesicle recycling; regulation of ARF protein signal transduction; regulation of G protein-coupled receptor signaling pathway. The coding region runs from base 159 to 2381 and encodes 740 amino acids. The transcript is spliced from 21 exons. Gene Ontology annotation, molecular function: GTPase activator activity; small GTPase binding. Gene Ontology annotation, cellular component: synapse. Lineage: Eukaryota; Metazoa; Chordata; Actinopteri; Perciformes; Anarhichadidae. The record is from RefSeq and is a predicted model, not a curated record.